Molecule: messenger RNA, 2214 nt
Organism: Lemur catta (Ring-tailed lemur)
Lineage: Eukaryota; Metazoa; Chordata; Mammalia; Primates; Lemuridae
Gene: AMZ1
Product: archaelysin family metallopeptidase 1
Exons: 9
Coding region: 1-2157 (718 amino acids)
Biological process (GO): proteolysis
Molecular function (GO): metallopeptidase activity
Source: RefSeq, a predicted model, not a curated record
AUGCUGCAGUGCAGACCGGCCCAGGAGUUCAGCUUCGGCCCCCGGGCCCUGAAGGACGCCCUGGUGUCCACCGACCCGGCCCUGCAGCGGCUCUACGUCUCCGCCUUCUCCCCCGCCGAGAGGCUGUUCCUGUCCGAGGCCUACAACCCCCAGAGGACCCUGUUCCGCACGCUGCUCAUCCGCACGGCCUUCGACUGGCUCCUGAGCCACCCCGAGGCCCCCGAGGACUUCCAGACCUUCCACGCCUCCCUGCAGCACAGGAAGCAGAGCCUGGCUCGGAAGCACAUUUACCUGCAGCCAAUAGGUAUGGGGGCACCGGGCCGUCGGGACCCUCCUGGGGGGAUCAGGCCCGUAGAUAGUACAAGGGGGACCCUCUAUGCAGGGGGUGCUCUGUGCAAGGGCCUGCAGGCGGGGAAGAGGGCGCUGGAUGUGUUCGGGACUCGGGGCUGGAGCUGGGAGGCCAUGGGACCGUUGGACCGUUCCGCAUGCAGAGACUGGGAGAUGCAGGAUGGGCCGAGGGCUGGGGCCCCGUGGGGAAGGGCUCCGCCAGGUGCAGGGAGCAGGAGUGGCUGGGCCGGCCACUGUGCCUAUCGGCGUGCCAAGGGCAGGGUGGCAAUUCUGCCUCCUAAAUUGCUCUGGAACUGUCCACCUCCCUCCGCCUCCCUGCUGACAGCUCAGAGCUGCGCCCACACGUGGCAUCUUGUUGAAACGCAGCACAUGCUCUGGCGGGUCCCUCCUUGGGUGGCUGCUCCCAGCCCUGAGAGGCCAUGCCAGCUGCACCUGCACCUGCACCCCACGUCCUCUCUGCUCCAGCCGGGCUGGUGUUUGCAGCCAUUGACUGACCUGCCUGCUCUGCCAGCCUUGCUCACCUGGGUAGCAGUCCCUGCCUUGGGAUCAUCCGGCCCCGCCGUGGGCCCCUCCGCCCACUCCCUCCCCGAGCACUUGUGCGAUUAUCUGAGCGAGGGGCCGGUGGGGGGCUCCCUGCUGGACAGCCUGCGCAGCUGCACAGAGGCCUUCUUCCUGGGCCUGCGGGUCAAGUGCCUGCCCUCGGUGGCAGCCGCGUCCAUCCACUGCUCCUCGCGCCCCAGCCGGGACUCCGACAGGCUCCAGCUCCACACAGACGGCAUCCUGUCCUUCUUGAAGAACAAUAAGCCGGGUGACGCGCUGUGCGUGCUGGGCCUCACGCUGUCCGACCUGUACCCCGGAGAGACCUGGAGCUACACCUUCGGCAAGUUCCUUCCAGGGCACGAAGUGGGCGUCUGCAGCUUUGCCCGGUUCUCGGGGGGAUUCCUGCAGUCGGGGCCCAGCGCCCCUGACCGGGCCCUGGUGGAGGCGGCAGCAGAUGGCCCUGAGACCCCCCUGCAGGACAGGGGAUGGACCCUGUGCUUCAGUGCCCUGGGGAUGGUCCAGUGCUGCAAGGUCACAUGCCAUGAGCUCUGCCACCUCCUCGGUCUGGGGAACUGCCGCUGGCUCCGCUGCCUCAUGCAGGGCGCGCUCAGCCUGGAUGAGGUGCUGCGGCGGCCCCUGGACCUCUGCCCCAUCUGCCUGCGGAAGCUGCAGCACGUCCUGGGCUUCAGGCUCCUCCAGAGGUACAAGAGACUCCAUGCCUGGACUCGGCUGGUGGCAGGGACGUGGCCCAGCCAGGAGGCGGGGGAGCCGUCUGUGUCGGAGGACACCCUGCCCGUCAGUGCCGACUCAGGCAUGUGCUGCGAGAGCGACUCGGAGCCCGGCAGCAGCCUGUCGGAGCCCCUCACGCCCGACGCCUGCAGCCAUGUCUGCUCCCUGGGGCCGGAGCUGGAGCCCGAGGAUGGGCUGAGCUCCCUGGUGGCCUCCGAGGCUUCACUGCCGCUCGGGGACUCUGCAGAAGCCAUCAAGGAGCAUGAAGGGUGGCUGGCCACAUGCAUCCAGGCCCUGGAGAGGGAAGGGGCUGAGGAGGAACUGGCGCGGGUGGACCAAGCCGUGGAUGCCCUUGACCGGUGGGAGAUGUUCACAGGGCGGCUCCCAGCCACCAGGCAGGACCUGCCCCGGGGCCGAGACAGCGUGGGGCUGCGCAGGGUGCUGGGGGGCACGUUCUCCUCCCUGAGGAGGAGGCUGAGUGCUCGCAAACUCUCCAGGGCGGAGUCGUCCCCCUGUCGCCGGGAGGGAGAGGAGGACUAGCAUAGCAUGGGCUGUCCCGUGGCUGUCUCGGUCCAGGUUCCGAGGGUGCUGCGGACA